GCCGACCCCGACCAAAUCACGAUACCAGGUUCGUCCCUCGUGCCUAGCUGGUCCCGACCGCUAGCCAGAUCUCUCUCCCGACUUUGCUCCUCGUCGCGCACUCGGGAAGCCGUCGAGGAGGAAGCAGCCGACGGCGAGGGAAUGGAGCGGGAGGUGGCGGAGAGCUGCGUCGACGGCGUGGUCAUGGAGAUGGUGGCGGCCUACUGCGGCCGCUUCUACGCCGCCAAGCCGGACCUCGCCGCCCGCCGCAUCGAGGCCAUCGGCUUCCAGGUCGGCCACCAGCUCUCCGAGAGAUAUACCAUGGAGCGCCCUCGAUUUAAUGAUCAUCUUGAAGCAAUCAAAUUUAUCUGCAAAGACUUUUGGUCAGAGCUGUUCAAGAAGCAGAUUGACAAUCUGAAAACAAAUCAUAGGGGUACCUUUGUCCUUCAAGAUAACCAUUUCCGGUGGCUUACUCGUGUUUCUCUAGAUCCAUCUGCAGAGAGCACGGAUGCAACUGACAAUGACUCUGCACCAUUGGGUGAUACUGCAGCCCAAACAACAAGCAUGCUUUUGUAUUUCCCUUGCGGGUUGAUAAGAGGUGCCUUGACCAACUUAGGAAUUUCGUGUUCUGUCUCUGCAGACAUGUCAAACCUUCCAGCAUGUUCGUUUGUGGUGCGCAUAAGACCUGAACAUUGAGAAAUGAUACAAGUGCAAUAUUAAGUGCCUGCUUGUGGUUGAAGUCUUGAAGAAUCGUGUGGUUCAAGUCUUGAAGAAUCGUUGCAGCAAUGUAGUUCUUUUGAUUUACCAAAGUGGAGCAAUUUGACGGUCCUUUUGUAUAGAUCAUAAUUGGAUGUAACCAAACAUAUGCCCUGUUUGAAACUUGCGAAUGUUCGUGAAUCCAACAUGAAUUGAACUGUUUACUAUGAAGUUGUGAAAUUUCUACA
Molecule: messenger RNA, 923 nt
Organism: Phragmites australis (common reed)
Lineage: Eukaryota; Viridiplantae; Streptophyta; Magnoliopsida; Poales; Poaceae
Exons: 4
Coding region: 142-675 (177 amino acids)
Biological process (GO): regulation of GTPase activity; endoplasmic reticulum to Golgi vesicle-mediated transport
Cellular component (GO): TRAPP complex; cis-Golgi network; trans-Golgi network
Source: RefSeq, a predicted model, not a curated record